Messenger RNA from Fusarium vanettenii 77-13-4, 429 nucleotides. RefSeq lists its product as uncharacterized. Gene Ontology annotation, molecular function: peroxiredoxin activity. NCBI's taxonomy places the organism in Eukaryota, Fungi, Ascomycota, Sordariomycetes, Hypocreales, Nectriaceae. The coding region runs from base 1 to 429 and encodes 142 amino acids. The record is from RefSeq and is a predicted model, not a curated record. The transcript has a single exon.
AUGGCGGGACAAAGCAACCGGGCUGAGCUCCAGAAGGGCCUCUAUGAAGUCGGCAUGCCCAUCCGCCGCUCCGUCCUCAGCGACGCAUACGUCGACAACGCCCUAAAGAAUGGUAGCACCGAGUUCGCCAAGGCUAUGCAGGAGUUCACCACGGCCUUCUGCUGGGGCGCAGUUUGGGACCGCCCCGGGUUAGAUCGCAAGCAGCGUUCGCUCAUCAAUCUUUCCAUGUUGGCCGCCACCGGCAAGGUACACGAGUUGGCCGUUCACACCCGAGGUGCCGUGAACAACGGCGUUUCGGCAACCGAGAUACGAGAAGUUCUCGUGCAGGUGUGCAUUUACAUGGGCGUUCCGGCCGGGAUGGAGGCUUUCAAGGCGGCCGAGAAGGUUCUGAUCACCAUGGAGAGCGAGGGUGCGACUAUUAAGCCUUGA